Molecule: messenger RNA, 4856 nt
Organism: Mercenaria mercenaria
Lineage: Eukaryota; Metazoa; Mollusca; Bivalvia; Venerida; Veneridae
Product: C-factor-like
Exons: 5
Coding region: 59-814 (251 amino acids)
Source: RefSeq, a predicted model, not a curated record
GUUUUGGUGUUCGCACGCCUUAGAGGUCAAUAUCUUGGACGCUCGUUAUUUACCAACAAUGUUGUCGCCAAAGUCUGUUUUAAUUACUGGUUCUAAUAGAGGAAUUGGUUUGGAGUUUGUCAGGCAGUUUUUAAAAUUUGUGGAUCCACCAAAAUACAUUUUUGCAUGUUGCAGAUUUCCAGAAAAAGCGUCGGAGCUGACUGAAAUUGCGAAAACUAGUCCCUGUGUACAUGUUAUCAAGCUAGAUGUAGCAGAUCAGAAGUCUAUAAAAAAUGCCAAGGCAGUGGUAUCAUCUGUUGUAGAAGAUAAUGGAAUAAACCUUCUAAUAAAUAAUGCAGGAAUCUACAGAGCUGAUGCUGAUAUUUAUAAUACUUCAUGGGAAGAGAUGAGAAGAAAUUUUGAUGUGAAUGCAAUUGGUCCAUUGAUGAUUAGUCGGUCCUUUUUACCACUGUUAAAACAGGCCGCGGGCGGGAGAAAAGAUGAAGUUAUGUCUUGUAAUAAAGCAGCAAUUAUUAAUAUAUCAUCAGAUUCUGGUUCUAUAACUGAGAACGUUGGACAAGUGUAUCCAUAUAGAGCAUCAAAGGCUGCGCAAAACAUGAUUACAUCAUGUUUGAGCAUAGAUCUAAAAGCUGAUGGCAUUCUUUGCACCGCUGUAAAUCCCGGGUGGGUGAAGACGGAUAUGGGAGGACCGAAUGCCGAGAUAAGCAUGGAGGAAAGUGUCUCUGGAGUAUUCGCCAUCUUGAGAAAACUGCAAGGAGAAGAAGAAUCUGGAAAAUUUUAUGAUUCAACAACAGGAGAAGUACUUGGGUGGUAGGUUAUGCAGUCAACGAAGGGAGAGUUAUGUACCAUAGAAAGGCGAACAUGUAUACGUUUUAUAAUGCUUGGACGAACAAUGUUAUUUGUUUCCUAUGACGCUACGUACACACAAAAAUGAUCCGCAUGUAUAUAUGAAAGCAGGAUUAUUCUUUUAGAACAUGUGGUUCUUAGUGUGUUACUGAUGAAUUACUGGAAUUACUACAUAUGGCUGAGAAAGUUGUGUUAUUAUAAAGAUACAGGCGGUACAGACUGAUGGUCUAUCACGCAUUUGAAUUAUAAAUAUACAUGUAUGUUGAUUUGAAUGAAAAUGUAUGCUAAUUGGAAAUAUGUAAACAAAAGUAAUUGUAUCUUAAGAUUCCCUGCCUAACCAGCCUUAGUUAUACAAGUUACGUAAUACUAUGCAGAAAUAGAGGAUCGUUUAGGGUUGUUUUUAUAAUCAGAAUAUCAGUUCUGUCGAACAUUUUAUCAUUUUUAUCCAACAAGUGUAGUAAAUUCAUUAUGGAAAGACAACCAUGUUAAUGUUAUAUUCUUUUUUAUAACAUACUAGCUUUUCUCGGUUUAAGCACUGAAAUCUCUUCUUUCAUGACCUAUUAGAGAUGAAGUAAGUUGACCACCUUUAAUAUGAAAAGAAUAUGGCAUUGCGUUAUUUCAUUCGCACAAUGCAAAAGAUAUGAUAAACAAAGAUAUAUUUUAGGUUUUCCUUGUCAUUCUUACACGGAAAAGAACGAUUUUCACUUGAUUUAAGAUUUUAGUUUUAAACUGUUCUUCCUCAUUUGAAAAAUGAACUACAAUAUGUUUGAGUUUAUAUGUCAGCUGUGAUAUUCCAAGUAAUGAAAGCGGCAGUUGAUUUUGUCGUGAAGUUAAUCCAAUAUUAACGAAAUGAUGUUUUCUGGAAUUAAAUUGAAGUCACCUCUAAUUAAUGACAAGAAGACAAAACCGUGCACUUCAGAAAGAAACUCUCGUCAGCUUAUUUUACAGUGGGAAGGCAACUGUUAAGAGACAAGUAAGAGGUCAUCCAAUUAUUUGUUCAUAUAAUAUCCAUGGAAAAACACUAGCUACAGCCAACCCAUCAAAAUACUUGACAAUACAUAUCUCACCAAAUGCUUAUCAGUACAUCUAAAUGCUGUCUCAAGUUGGCCUUUUUACUUCAUCUACUGUUAUUUCUGACAAAAAUCAAUUUCUGGGGUCGAACGUUUUUUUUUUUUUUUGUGGGGGGGGGGGGGGGGGGGGGGGGAAGGAGCAAAGCAUAUACUGCCCCCACUCCCAAAGCUGAGGGGGCAACACCCACCCCUCCACUGCUCCUAUGCCUUUUUUCGAGUCAGUAGUAGCUGCCAGUGCCAUAGCGGACUUCAAGUCUGGGCAGCUAUCAUCUUUCUCCAAGUAAAUACACAGGACUGCUUUUACUUUUAAUUGUAACAAAUGACAUUUUAAAAUCAUUGUGCUGUCCUCAGCAACACAUGUAAAGUCACCAUUUUCCGAGAAUACUCAGAUUGAGGUUUGUAGUUUAACGGAAGAAGAGGAAGAAGAAGUAACAUUUAAACCAGUACAAAAUGGAAAAUAUCCAGGGGUGGAAAUUUCUAAAGAUUUAUCUUGGUACACACACGUCAAUAACUUCAGCACAACAAGAACAAAACACUGGGGCUCAUUCGCAGAAAUGACAUUGUAAAGAUUAAAAUCCCUUACUUAUAAAACACUUGUUCGUAUACAGCUUGAGCAUGCUUCAACCGUUUGGUCACCUCACACUAAAAACAACAUGAACAAGUUUGAGAUGGUGCAGCGCCGUGCAUUACGACGAGUAAAAACGUUUUCUUUGCAUAUUCCAGUGUUUCCAAAAUUCAGUUAAGUUAAGGUUGGAGGUCCGUUGAACACCGUAGAAAUGAUGCUAGACUUAUUAAGUUUUUAUAAAAUUUACAAUUACUUGGUCGCUUACCUCCUGUUAUAAUUAUGUGCCUUAUGCAACCUCAUUGUCUUCGCCAGGUUCAUGUCGGCACAGAUUAUUUCAAAUUCUCUUUUUUCCCGAAUGCCACAGUACUCCGGAAUGGUCUGCCUCGCCACAUUGCUGUUACGCCCAGCUUGGACUCUUUUAAGCAGGCUGUCUCAAAAUAAAACUAUAUAGGUCACCAAGGGAUGUUUUUAAUACUUUUAAUUUGCUGGAUGUCGAAGAAUGUCGUUCCAGCUCGAGAUUAGUAUCUGGGGUAUGCUGAAUAUUGGAUAUCGUACCAGCUCGGCAUUAGGAUUUGAGGCAUGUUGAAUGUCGAAUGUCGUGCCAACCCAGCGUAGGAUAUUUGCGAAUGCAAUUCUCUUUGUUCCCCCACCCCCUGCACAUAUGAGAAUAUACUGCAUGUUUUUCAGUGAAUUAUAGAGAUAUCAGAACUAAAUAUGUCUAGUAUUUUCACAGUGAAAAAAAAAAUCAAAUAUUUCACUGUUACGAAGUUAUAAAAUGGGUAAGUUAGUCAAAAGACAAAAUUACAAGAAAAUUGGUAAGAUCAAAAUAUCUUUCAAUCAUGAACACUCAUGAACACCAUAUCUUACAUUUUCACUUGUGGAUAAGCCACUCGUAAAAUAUUGCAUCUUGUAUUCACUCGUGAAAGAUAAAUAUUUCAGUUUUAUACUGAAACAAACGAAUAUCAUUUUGUAGUAACUGAGUAUGUAAACUUUAACUGUAUAUGUAUGUUCAUUGUAUAAAUUAAAUCCCGGUAAGUUGUCAAAAUGACCCAAAUUUUAGAAGAUAUUUUGUAAGGAAGUACACCUCAAUUCAGCUAUAGACAGUCAAGGAUAUGGAAAAUAGUAUUAGAUGUGUCUCUAUUGAAUAUUCGAUAUCUAUUAUAUUUCUCCUGGUUAUUAUCUCUUUAGAAGACAUAUGCAGAAAUCUGACAUAAAAAGUAAAUAAGUACGAUCUUAUAAGUGUUUUUAGAACACGAAAUAUUUAAGGCCUAUUUCUUAAAACAUUCUUUCAAAAUAGUAAAAAAAAUCAGAUGAGGUGAUCUUUCAAAAAUCCCCUCACGACAUGAUUUUUGCUACUUGCUUUUCGUGUUCUGCUGAUUUUUUUACACUGCAUUGCAUUAUUAUACAUAAAAUGAGGUAUCUUGCAGAAAUCCCGAUAUGACAUGCUUUUUCACUAUUUGCAAGGCUUCUUGCUUUUUGUCUUCUGUUGUUUUACUUUUUUUCGACGGUCGUACGAACAUGUUUUUUAAUUACACAGUUAAGAUUUUGCUGCUAAGAUUUAAGACCUGCCUGAUCUUUACCUAUCAUACAACCAAACCUAUUACAAGAGUUUCCAUAUAAUACAGCCAAGCCCAUCAUAAUGUCAAAUAUCCAAGAAAAUGAAUGGUGACCAGUCACAGGGUUAGUUAAUCAAAGUAAUAUUCAUGUCUAUUGUUCCAAGUUUACAAUCGAUUUGGCAUUUUACAAUAAGGAAUUCAGUGAUCCAAGCUAGUGUCAUGCAGUGACAUUAGUGUUUAACAACAGUCAAAUAAUUUGUUUUAAAAUGUUUAAAAAUAUUUGUAUAUGUAAAAACUUGAAUUUUGUGAAUAAUCUUAAAAGAACAAAAACUUUACAUGCUGUCAUUAUGGAAAUGUUUUAUUUCUUACUAGAUUGAUAAAAUCUUGCAGUGUUAAAGUAAUUGCUUUUAAUUGUCUGUUAAUAGACUUAUUGCAUUUUAUUACAUAAUCUUUAUAUCUGUUUAGUAAGAUAAUAAUCUUUUGACACGCAGACAAAGGUCCCUGGUUACGUGAAAUCACGUGAAAUCUCACAAAGUAUCGCAGUAUGCGAGGUUUGUUGCUAGGGGACAUGUAGGUUUCCUGCAAUAUUAUUGGUUGAUUUUAUUGUUGUCAUGAACAUCAUAAAAAGUCAAUGAUAACAGUAGACAGAAGAUUUUUACCUACGAAAUAAGAAGGACAUAUACUUCUGUGUUUCAUGUCGAGAUAUCCGACUAGAUAAUUACAAAGUUUUAAUUAAUUUAAUUGUGUUUAUAGAAAUUAUUGUUAUUAUGUGGACAUCCAUAUAUUGUUGUUGAAAACUGAAUAAAAGAAGAAACAGAA